Messenger RNA from Owenia fusiformis, 2133 nucleotides. Lineage: Eukaryota; Metazoa; Annelida; Polychaeta; Sabellida; Oweniidae. The record is from the annotation of a GenBank genome assembly.
GGCGGAGAAUAUAGAUUUUGGAAAAAUUGUUAUAAUGGAUGCCGUACAACUUUAAUAAGAUGCCGAGCACAACAUGGUCGUUAAUAUUCCCAUUGUACACAUAUAUCAUAUCAACCUAUGUACAAUGUUCAGCGUCUUUUUGUGACGGCACAAACGAUGGCGACUUUUUCCAGCACGAAUCAUCUUGCUUCCUGUACUACCGAUGCAGUCACGGUGACGCCGUGGAGUAUCAAUGCGCCCCACAUACCGCCUGGGAUCAGUCAGAGUUGACCUGUGUCGGUCUGUCGGGCUACACAUGUACGUUACCCGCACCUACGACCCCAAAUGCAGUGACGACACCAGAUGACGAUUCAUUGACGUCGUCGACUACAACUAUACUGAUUGAGUCAACAAGGAGUCACGUGCCAUUUAGUACAGACAUUUCACAAACAGUUUCAUUGUCUAUAUCUGAACGUCCACUAUAUCAUACGUCAACUAUCACACAUGUAGAUAUGACAUCAUCAAUAUCAGACAUGUUGAGUGACGUGACAAGUGUUACGAGUGAAAUGUCAAGUGUUACAAGUGAAACUAUAAGUGUUACAAGUAACACGUUGGAUGUAACAAGUAUAACUGAAUCUGUUACAAGUACUAGUUAUCCGAUUCAAGCCAGUACCACAGUAGAACCUCUGUCAUCACUUUCAUUAUCUGCUGAUAUGAUGUAUUCCACAUCUUCAACAUUUAGUUUAUACUCGACGCAAACAACUGUCGCAGCGUUGAGUUCAGCACAAUCAAUGUCAUUGUUUAGCUCAGCACAGUCAACGCCCCCGUUGAGUUCAGCACAUUCGACGCCAUCGUGUAGAUCAGCACAAUUGACAUCCUCGUUUAGUUCAGGGCAAGUCAUUAUCACAAGUGAGACUGCAACCUCAUCUACAACUUCGGAACAAUCAGCACCAUCUAUAUUCAUCCAAUCAUCAAGCACAUCAUCGAUCGCAACUGGAUUAAUAACAACAGUUGUGUCUGACUUAAACACUACAGAUGUGGCUGACUUUAACACCACAGAUGUGACUGACUUUAACACCACAGAUGUUGCUGACUUAAACACAAUAUCUGAAGUCAUUACAGAUGUUACCAUAAUAGAGGUUAAUAACACUAAAAAGGAGGAGCUGCGUUUUUUCCCUUUGGACCCUGAUGAACGUGUCUCCGCUCAAGCUAUCGGAUGGACCGCUUGGAUUAUCAUAUUUUUGCUGCUAGGGGUCAUUUUAGUUCUCGAUGCCUCAACUUUAUAUAAACAUCUAUUGAUGCUGAAGAGGAAUAUAUUUGGAUCUUAAUGUGAUUAGAAAGAAAAUAGUGUAAAAUGUUGAAAUUUUUUUUUAAAUCAUACCGGUGUUUUUCUUGCAAACCUAAUUUCUUUUUUAAGAAUUGAGAUACACGAUGUAACAUAGAAUUUAUUUAAAAUCUAAGAGAUAGAAAUAUACAAAUAUUAAUUCAUUAUAAUUGAAAAAAGUGCGUACUCUAUUGUCUUGGGUUUCUAUGAAUAUAAACAUGGAAAUGAAUGAUAGUAGAGAAAUAGACUGCAAAAGUGUGACAUUUUUUCGAAAGUCACUCUUCCGGGGUCACUCUGCACUCGCCGUUAUCCCUUCGCGUCUCAUUAACGGAAUAAAUUGAGGCGUCUUCCCGGGGGCGUCUUAAGCCACCAGAACAGUGCAAAGCAGCAAUUAAUCGUCAACCAUGAUUUACUAAUUCGGGGGCAAAUGUUAGAAUGAAACAUCAUUUUUAGAAGAAUAGCCGUGGGAGUCUUUAUGAGAAAUCUCAGCGUUUGUUUAAUACUUGGGUCUUAGUAUUUACAAUCCAAUGAGAGUGGUUAUCAUCGAUUGUUUUAAAGGUGUUAUUUUACACCGACUGUGCAUAGAUUUUUUGUAGUUUAUGAAUCUGAAACAGAUUGCAUGAGUUGACGCUAAAGAGUUAGAAUGGUAGAUGGUGUCAACAACUCUUAUUUUAAAUAGUGUAUCAUUAAUAUACCCAGAUUUGGGUGACGAAGUAAAAUUUAAUUACAUGGUAACGAAUAUUUUUUUUAUCUUAUUCAGUUAUCAUAUGUGUUUAAUGUCAUUUGCAUUGGUUAUUGAAAGUUUUUAAUAAAUUUUCUUCUGAUGAGUA